UAACACCCCUAGUAAUUUGUGGUUAGUAAAAGGGUACACAAACAAAUUCAAAUAACGGUUUUUUAUUUUUAUUUUAAAAAAAGAAAGAAAUAGAGAAUGCCCCAACUAGCAACAACAGCAGCAAGGGGGAUCUUCUCGACAGGAAGUGGCAAACACAACACAUCCCAUGAUUUCCAAUCCAACCAAUGUAUCCCCGGUAGCUCUGAUUCAUAUAUGCCCUUUACGCACUACCCCUAGAGGAAAAUGCCUUUCAAAUUCCAGCUCAUAAAUGAAGCAUUCAACUUUGAGUGAGGAGCCAAAAUCUACAUUCAUUAACCUCUAAUCUACAUUAUUCAAUGAGGAUUUUGUUCAUCUCAGCAUUCUUUUAAUAAAUGUCAAGCUGAUCCUUUUGUCAAAAUGGGACAUCUAAAGAUGCAAAUGCAAACUGGUCUUAAUCCCACAGAGGAUGAAUACAUGCAAUGUGAUGCAGGAUAUCCAAACAAGACUACCAUAGUAUGCAUGAUCAAUGCAGAAAUUGGUGCUGUUUUGGCUGUCAUGCGAAGAAAUGUUAGAUGGGGAGUUCAUUACAUGUCGGAUGAUGACCAAUCAGAGCACUUUCUUGUUCAGUCUUUAAAGAAAUUAAGGAGGCAGGUUUUCUCAUGGCAAAACCAAUGGCAUGCCAUCAACCCUGCCUUGUAUCUCCAGCCCUUUUUGGAUGUGAUACGAUCAGAUGAAACUAGUGCACCUAUUACUGGCGUUGCUUUGUCAUCUGUUUACAAGAUCUUAACUCUAGAUGUGAUUGAUCAACACACUGUCAAUGUUGGAGAUACCAUGCACUUGGUGGUUGAAGCUGUCACAAGUUGCAGAUUUGAAGUUACUGAUCCUGGAUCAGAAGAAGUGGUAUUAAUGAAGAUUUUACAAGUUCUUCUAGCAUGUGUGAAAGGUAAAGCAUCUGUAAUGCUGAGUAACCAACACAUUUGCACCAUAGUGAAUACUAGUUUCCGUAUAGUUCAUCAAGCAGGAACCAAAGGUGAGCUGUUGCAACAUAUAGCACGGUAUACAAUGCAUGAACUGGUUAGGUCUAUAUUUUCUCACCUUCAGAAUAUUGACAACACAGAGUCUGCAUUCAUAAAUGGGACAGCUACCUUAAAACAAGAGACCAAUGGACUAAAUAAUGAGCAUGCUUUGGCAAGCGGACAAUUGGAAAAUGGGAGGCUGAAUUCUGCACGCGAUGCUCAACCAUUAUCUACAGGCAUUGCUUCCAGUACUGCAACUGAUGUGACAGCAGUUGUAAUUGAUGAAAACACAGCUAUUGCUAGCAGUGGCAAUGAGAUUGAUCCACAGGAAUUACAGCUCCUGACCGAACCAUAUGGGGUUCCAUGUAUGGUGGAAAUAUUUCACUUCUUGUGUUCUUUGCUGAAUGUUGCUGAGCAUAUGGGAGUGAAUCCUAGAUCAAACACAAUAGCAUUUGAUGAAGAUGUUCCUCUUUUUGCUUUAAAUUUGGUUAACACAGCCAUAGAGUUGGGAGGGCCAUCCUUUCGCUGUCACCCAAGACUCCUGAGUUUAAUUCAGGAUGAAUUAUUCCGCAAUCUUAUGCAAUUUGGUUUAUCAAUGAGCCCUCUUGUACUUUCAAUGGUGUGUAGCAUUGUUCUCAAUUUGUAUCACCAUCUUCGUACGGAACUGAAAUUACAGCUAGAAGCAUUUUUUUCUUGUGUUAUUUUGAGGCUUGCACAAAGGAAAUAUGGGGCUUCAUAUCAGCAACAGGAGGUUGUGAUGGAAGCACUUGUUGAUUUUUGCAGGCAAAAAACAUUCAUGGUGGAGAUGUAUGCUAACUUCGACUGUGACAUAAGUUGCAGUAAUGUCUUUGAAGAUAUUGCUAACUUGUUGUCCAAAAGUGCAUUUCCUGUGAACAAUCCAUUAUCUUCCAUACAUGUUCUUGCCUUGGAUGGUCUUAUUGCUGUAAUGCAGGGAAUGGCCGAAAGGAUUGGUAGUAGAUCUUUAAGUUCAGAACAAUCUCCUGUGAAUUUUGUGGAGUAUACUCCAUUCUGGAUGGAAAAGUGUGACAGUUUUGGUGACCCAAAUGAUUGGGUUCCUUUUGUCCGCCGAAGAAAGUACAUAAAGAGAAGAUUAAUGAUUGGAGCUGAUCACUUCAAUCGGGAUGAUAAGAAAGGUCUCGAGUUUCUCCAAGGAACACAUCUUUUGCCUAUCAAACUUGAUCCCCAUAGUGUUGCCUGCUUUUUGAGAUACACUGCUGGGUUGGAUAAGAAUCUCAUUGGCGAUUUCCUUGGAAAUCAUGAUGAACUCUGCGUUCAGGUUCUUCAUGAAUUUGCUAGGACAUUUGAUUUCCGAGAUAUGACCUUAGACACAGCCCUGCGUGUAUUUUUGGAGACUUUUAGGCUGCCUGGAGAAUCACAGAAGAUACAUAGGGUGCUUGAAGCUUUCUCUGAGAGAUAUUAUGAACAAUCACCACAUAUCCUUGCUAACAAGGAUGCUGCUCUUGUGUUAUCAUACUCGAUUAUAUUGCUUAAUACAGAUCAUCAUAACAUGCAGGUCAAAAAGAAGAUGACAAAAGAGGAUUUUAUCAGGAAUAAUAGGCAUAUAAAUGAUGGCAGUGAUCUUCCUCGAGAAUUCCUGUCAGAGAUUUACCAUUCAAUUUGCAAAAAUGAAAUCCGUACCACUCCUGAACCAGGCUUUGGAUUUCCUGAAAUGACCCCAAGUCGGUGGAUUUCUCUGAUGCACAAGUCAAAGAAAACUGCUCCAUUCAUUGUAUCUGAUUCUAGAGCAUACUUGGAUUAUGAUAUGUUUCUGUUAUUGUCAGGCCCAACAAUUGCUGCCAUUUCUGUGGUUUUUGAUAAUGCUGAAAAUGAAGAGGUAUACCAAACAUGUAUGGAUGGAUUCUUAGCUGUUGCAAAGAUAUCAGCCUACUAUCAUCUUGAAAAUGUACUUGAUGAUCUGGUUGUGUGCCUCUGUAAGUUCAUUACCAUUUUGGAUCCGCUAUCAGUUGAGGAAUCUGUCCUGGCCUUUGGAGAUGACACAAAAGCAAGAAUGGCAACUGAGACAGUUUUCACUAUUGCAAAUAGGUAUGGCGAUUACAUUCGCACAGGGUGGAGGAAUAUUCUUGAAUGCAUCUUAAUAUUUCACAAGUUAGGCCUCCUUCCUACUUGGUUGGCCAGUGAUGCAGCUGACGAAUCACAUGUAACUACAGAAACUGGACAUGGGAGGUCUAAUUCAAAUUCUUUAUCCUCAACUCAUCUUCAAUAUAUUACUCCAAAGAGACCCUUUGGAUUAAUUAGCAGGUUUAGUCAACUCUUAUAUCUUGGGGCUGAAGAGGCAGGAUCAAUACCGACCGAAGAACAACUGGUUGCUCAUCAGCAAGCCACACAAGCAAUUCAUAAGUGUCACAUUGACAGCGUAUUCACUGAGAGCAAAUUUCUACAAGCUGAAUCUCUAUUGCAUCUUGCAAAAGCACUCAUUAGUGCUGGAGCUCAACAUCUUAAAGGGAGCAGAAUAUCUGAGGAUGAAGUCACUUCAGUUUUCUGUCUGGAGUUAUUGGUGACAAUCACUCUCAAUAACAGGGAUAGAGUUGGACUUCUUUGGAAGGAUGUUUAUGAACACAUAUCCAAUAUUGUUCAGUCAACUGUGAUGCCUUGUGCACUGGUAGAAAGAGCUAUUUUUGGACUUCUUAGAAUUUGCCAUCGCUUACUUCCCUACAAAGAGAACAUUACUGAUGAACUUUUGAGGUCCCUGCUACUUGUCUUGAAGCUUGACGCACAGGUUGCAGAUGCAUACUAUGAGCAGAUUACACAGGAAGUCAAUCGCCUUGUGAAGGAAAAUGCUUCACAUAUUAGAUCUCAGUCUGGAUGGCGGACAAUUUCAUCACUGCUUUCCAUCACUGCUAGACACCUUGAAGCAUCUGGGGCUGGAUUUGAUGCGCUGAUAUUCAUUAUGUCUGAUGGAGCUCAUUUGCUCCCUGCUAAUUACGUUCUAUGUGUAGAUGUUGCGAGACAGUUUGCGGAGUCUCGUGUAGGACUGGUAGAUCGGUCUAUAGUUGCACUAGAUCUUAUGGCAGGUUCUGUUAAUUGUUUAGAAAAGUGGUCUAAUAAUGCUAAGAAGGCAGUCAAAGAAGAUGAAGUGGAAAAGAUGUUGCAAGAUAUUGGGGAAAUGUGGUUUAGGCUAGUUCAGGGACUGAGGAAAGUAUGUCUGGACCAGAGAGAGGAGGUUAGAAAUCAUGCAGUGUUAUCUUUGCAGCAGUGCUUGACAGGAGCUGUUGGGACUCACAUCCCACGCAAGUUGUGGUUAACUUGUUUUGAUCAAGUGAUCUUCACCGUGCUGGAUGACCUGCUUGAAAUUGCACAAGCUCACUCUCAGAAGGACUGCAGGAACAUAGAAGGAACACUUGUUAUUUCCUUGACGCUCUUGUCUAAGGUUUUUGUCCAGUUACUCCAAGAACUAUUGCAAUUGGAAGCCUUCUGCAAACUAUGGGAGGGUAUGCUAAGCCGUAUGGAAAAAUGUGUGAAGAUGAAAAUUCGGGGAAGGAGAAGUGAGAAGCUUCAGGAGCUUGUGCCUGAUCUUCUGAAGAACACUUUGCUUGUUAUGAAAGCUGGGGGCAUUCUAGUGCACAGCAGUGGCUCAGGAGAUAAUAGUUUGUGGGAACUGACAUGGCAACAUACGAAGAAUAUUGGGCCCUCAUUGCAGUCUGAGGUGUUCCCUGAGCAAGAUUCAGAGCAGUUACAGAUUCAGCACAAACAGAUUGAACCAGUUGGAAGCUUGGGACCUGAUGCAAACAUUUCUGUUCCUUCAAAUGAAAAAGUGGGCCAAGAUGGUGCUAUGAUCAGUUAAUUCUACCUGCAGUGCCUAAGCAACCUGAAUUGGCUUUUCUGUGGCCCUUUGAACACCCCCACAAUCUUAGUCUAACCCUGAUAAAUUCAGUUUUUUUCUAUCUUAAGGUUGUGAGGGUGUUCUAGCUGAUUAUGCCGAACAUGACAUUACUACUAUGGUUGGAGCAGUUUGAUCUGGUUAAGCAUGAAGUGAAGUUGCCUGUUAUUUGGCAUUCUCUCUUUCUCAUAAUUGCCCCAGGGAUUUGGUUGGAGAUAUGUUAUAGUUAUACUACACAGAUACACUCAAAUUAUAAAGCAUGUAUUGUCUUUAUAGGUUGUACAGUACUUGAAAUUGUUAUCUCUUUUAGUAUUUGCUGGGACAUGUAUUUACUUGGUAUGUUAAUGAUGUAAACAGGAAAAUUUUGAGAUGAUAAUGAUCAUAAAUAUGUAUACACAUAAUAAAACAUCCAAGGAUACUUGAGGUGU
Messenger RNA from Glycine soja, 5282 nucleotides. Its product is annotated as ARF guanine-nucleotide exchange factor GNOM-like. Gene Ontology annotation, biological process: regulation of ARF protein signal transduction. Bases 397 to 4818 code for a protein of 1473 amino acids. Gene Ontology annotation, molecular function: guanyl-nucleotide exchange factor activity. The transcript is spliced from 4 exons. The record is from RefSeq and is a predicted model, not a curated record. Lineage: Eukaryota; Viridiplantae; Streptophyta; Magnoliopsida; Fabales; Fabaceae.